Molecule: messenger RNA, 1881 nt
Organism: Aspergillus puulaauensis
Lineage: Eukaryota; Fungi; Ascomycota; Eurotiomycetes; Eurotiales; Aspergillaceae
Product: glycoside hydrolase family 1 protein
Exons: 2
Coding region: 1-1881 (626 amino acids)
Biological process (GO): carbohydrate metabolic process
Molecular function (GO): beta-glucosidase activity
Source: RefSeq, a predicted model, not a curated record
AUGAGUGCCGUACUCCUUGCUGGGCUUGCAGCUGUAGCACAGGCACAGCAGAUCUACAUCACGACGACAGGUUACACAGCACGUCCGGAAUGUACAGCCGCUGCCGCCGCCGCCCUUGCGUCCAAGCCGACGCCCAGUUACCGCUUCGAGGAGUUCUCGUUUACGCAGAAUGAAACUGUUCGGUAUGCAACGUCUGUCCCCGCUCCGACGACAACACACACGUUUGGACCAGGGUAUAACGAUGCCCUGGAUAAACUAGGGACUGUGCUGUCGACGACUACAUGGGGCAGCUGGGUGCCAGGAAAGACAAGCAUCUCCGCCACAGACACAAAUGAUAAAUACGGCCAGGCAGCGUGGUCGUCGCAGUGGGAGGCUGCCAGUCUUGUUAACUAUACAGCUAUCGGCCUCUACACGACCACCGUCAGCCCUACCCCCAUCCCCUCGUCUGAUCUCGUUCUACCGCCCCGCGACUACUUCGGCCCGACAGACUGCUACAACUUCCCCGAUGACUUCCUCUUCGGGGUCGCCGGAUCCGCAGCCCAGAUAGAGGGCGCCAUAGGACUAGAAGGACGUGCCCCGACUCUACAGGAGAAGCUGGUCCAAGACGACUCCCCCAAGAACUACGUCACGAACGAGAACUAUUACCUGUACAAGCAGGAUAUCCAGCGUCUCGCGGCGAUGGGUGUCAAGUAUUACAGUUUCUCCAUCCCGUGGACGCGCAUCCUCCCCUUCACAGUCCCAGGCAGCCCAAUAAACGAACAGGGGCUAAAGCACUACGAUGAUCUGAUCAAUUAUACCCUAGAAGUAGGAAUGCAGCCCGUCGUGACGCUGAUCCACUUCGACUCGCCGCUAUAUUUCCUCAAGGACGCUAAUCUGUCUGCCACCGCCGAUAUCGGCUACAGCAAUGGCGGGUACUGGCAUCCUGAGUUCGUGGAGGCGUUCGUCAACUACGGCAAAAUCCUGUUCACGCAUUUCGGCGAUCGAGUCCCUGUCUGGACGACAUUCAACGAACCGCUUCUGUACUCGUUUAACUUCACCGGGAUAGACAAUGUGGUUCGCGCGCAUGCAGAGCUGUACCACUACUAUCACGACGUCCUAGGCGGGACAGGGAAAGUCGGAUUCAAACUAAACGAUAACUUCGGUGUACCCAAGAACCCGGAGAACGAAACGGAUGUCGAGGCGACGAACCGAUUUAAUGAGAUGCAACUGGGUCCGUUCGGGAACCCGCUGUGUUUGGGGGAGCAAUACCCGGAUUCUAUCCUUGAGACUCUCCCUGGGGCAACGGCGCUCAGCGAGAAAGAUCUUGAAUAUGUCGCCAACACGACAGACUUCUUCGGGAUAGAUCCCUAUACGGCAACUGUGGUCUCGGUACCAGCUGGUGGAAUCGAAGCAUGCGCAAGCCAAAACAUGGCAAUCAACCCGUUAUACCCGUACUGCGUCACGCAAGAAACAACGAAUAUCUUCAACUGGGACAUCGGGUACCGCUCACACAGCUACGUAUACAUCACACCAACAUACCUCCGCUCCUACCUAUACUACCUCUGGAACACAUUCCACAAACCAGUUGUAAUCGGCGAAUUCGGGUUCCCCGUUUACGAAGAGUCCAAGCGCGAUCUCGUAGAUCAGCUCUUCGACUCGCCGCGGAGUACAUAUUACCUCUCGUACCUGUCCGAAACGCUCAAGGCGAUCUGGGAAGACGGGGUUCAUGUGCUGGGUGCGUUUGCGUGGAGCUUCAUGGAUAAUUGGGAGUUUGGGGACUAUGACAGCCAGUUUGGGAUUCAGGUUGUGAAUCGUACCACGCAGGAGAGGUUCUUUAAAAAGAGUUUCUUUGAUGUGGUUGAUUUUGUAGGGGCGAGGGGGGGAUUGGGAUAUGAUCAUUGA